This is a messenger RNA of Nerophis lumbriciformis (worm pipefish), 1494 nucleotides long. The record is from RefSeq and is a predicted model, not a curated record. Lineage: Eukaryota; Metazoa; Chordata; Actinopteri; Syngnathiformes; Syngnathidae.
GUGAAGAACAUCUUCACCCUGAGCAACAGCAGUGGAGCUUCAGGAUGGAGCCACAGCCCUCCCACAUUAAGAAGGAAGAGGAAUACCCACUGAUCUCCCAUUUUAAAGAAGAAGAGGAGGACCCACUGACCCAUUACUUUAAAGAGGAAGCGGUGGACCCACUGAGCCCUCACAUUAAAGAGGAAGAGGAGGAACACAGCAUCAGUCAGGAAGGAGAUCAUAUUGAAGGACUGGUGGAGUUCCCAGUGACUGGUGUCCCUGUGAAGAGUGAAGAUGAUGAGGUCAAAGGUGAAAGUGAGGAGAAGAGAGAGGCGGAGCCUCCAAGCAGCAGCUCAACACAACACAUGACAACAGAAGCUGAUGGAGACCACUGUGGAGGAUCACAAGCAGACAAGAUCUUAGCUCCACUAUCAGAUAGUGAGGACACAACGUCACACUCUCCUGACACUGAUGAUGAACACUCUAAAGAUGAUGCAACAUGUCACACUGACAACACUCACUUCACAUGUUCUCACUGUCACAAAACUUUUAAAUACCAUAGUUCGCUGAAAAGACACAUGAGAACACACACUGGAGAAAAAACUUUUAUCUGUUCAAUCUGUAGUAAAAGUUUUGUAGAAAGUCACACAUUGAAAGUACACAUGAGAACACACACUAGUGAAAAAACUUUUUCUUGUUCAAUCUGUGGUAAAGGUUUUACACAAUGGCAAUCUUUCAAAAAACACUUGAGAACACACACUGGUGAAAAACCCUUUUCCUGUUCAACCUGUGGUAAAGGUUUUACACAAAGUCAACAUUUGAAAGGACACAUGAGAACACACACUGGUGAAAAACCCUUUUCCUGUUCAAACUGUGGUAAAGGUUUUACUAAAAGUCAAUAUUUGAAAGUCCACAUGAGAACACACACUGGUGAAAAACGUUUUUCCUGUUCAACUUGUGGUAAAGAGUUUACACAAAGUCAGAGUGUGAAAAUGCACAUGAGAAAACACACUGGUGAAAAACCUUUUUCUUGUUCAAUCUGUGGUAAAGGUUUUACUAAAAGGCAAUCUUUGAAAAGACACAUGAGAAGACACCCAGGAGAGAAAGUGUUGAGUUGCAGUGUGUGUGGUGAAAGAUUGUCUUCUAAGUACCAGUGUAAGAAACACAAGUGUGCUGGUGAGAACAGCAGCAGCAAAUGAAACUGCAGGAUUUGAAAUAAACUGUCAAGACUUUAAUGUUGACUUUCUAACAACAUCAGCACAUAUAACAUGUGUGACAUCAUUGUUGUUUGUGUAACUAUCUUUUUAAUAUGCUUCUACAUUUAUAGAUUAGAUAGUUUAAAAUAUGGAAGUAUUCCAUAUUUGUAUUUCUACUUGUUAAUAAUCCCAUAGAUUAGCCCCUCUUUAUAAUAUACAUAUUUACUAGGUUAGGGUUAGGGGCGAUUGCAUGGAGGACACAAACAGUUUUUGGCCGUGCGUGUGGUGACAAUGUUCCAUUCAUACAUGAUGUUCUAUA